UUUCCAUUUAUAUAUUUUUUUAAAAGCGAAUGGACUCUUGAAAGGGCGUUAAAUGAACCAGUUCCGAAAUGGUACCAAUGUGCAACUUCAGUUUCGCAGCCCUGCAAAAAACUAUUUCGUAGAGCUAAAUAAUAAGAAACAGAUUCGCAAUGGAUCCAGCACUGCUUCGCGAACGCGAGGCCUUCAAAAAGCGGGCGAUGGCCACGCCAACCGUGGAAAAGAAGUCCAAGCCCGAUAGACCAGCUCCACCGCCGCCUAGCGAUGAUUCCAGGCGCAAAAUGCGCCCGCCCAAUGCUCCCAAGCUGGAUGCCACAACCUACAAGACCAUGUCCGGCAGUUCCCAGUACCGCUUUGGCGUGCUGGCCAAGAUUGUGAAAUUCAUGCGCACACGUCACCAGGACGGCGACGACCAUCCCCUGACAAUCGAUGAGAUUCUGGACGAGACCAACCAGCUGGACAUUGGUCAAUCCGUGAAGAAUUGGCUUGCCAGCGAGGCUCUGCACAACAAUCCCAAGGUGGAAGCCAGUCCCUGUGGCACCAAGUUCAGUUUCAAGCCAGUCUACAAGAUCAAGGAUGGCAAAACGCUGAUGCGUCUGCUAAAGCAACAUGAUUUAAAGGGCCUGGGCGGCAUUUUGCUGGACGAUGUCCAGGAAUCUCUACCACACUGCGAAAAGGUGCUGAAGAACAGAUCAGCCGAAAUACUUUUUGUUAUUAGACCCAUUGACAAAAAGAAGAUAUUGUUCUACAACGACAGGACUGCUAACUUUUCGGUGGACGACGAGUUCCAGAAGCUAUGGCGCUCGGCUACGGUCGAUGCAAUGGACGACGCCAAGAUCGACGAGUACCUCGAGAAGCAGGGCAUUCGCUCCAUGCAGGACCAUGGCCUCAAGAAAGCAAUUCCCAAGCGCAAGAAGGCGGCCAACAAGAAGCGCCAGUUCAAGAAGCCCAGAGACAACGAGCAUUUGGCCGACGUUCUGGAGGUCUACGAGGAUAACACACUCACGCUGAAGGGUGUGAACCCAACGUAGAAUAAAAACAUUAGAUUAUACAAAUAUAAACCACUCUCAAUGGAAUUAAGUACACUCGAAA
Drosophila sechellia is the source of this 1089-nucleotide messenger RNA. RefSeq names its product transcription factor IIEbeta (gene TfIIEbeta). The record is from RefSeq and is a predicted model, not a curated record. Gene Ontology annotation, molecular function: TFIIH-class transcription factor complex binding. The transcript is spliced from 6 exons. Gene Ontology annotation, biological process: transcription initiation at RNA polymerase II promoter. Gene Ontology annotation, cellular component: transcription factor TFIIE complex. Lineage: Eukaryota; Metazoa; Arthropoda; Insecta; Diptera; Drosophilidae. The coding region runs from base 150 to 1028 and encodes 292 amino acids.